Messenger RNA from Pyricularia grisea, 768 nucleotides. RefSeq lists its product as uncharacterized. The record is from RefSeq and is a predicted model, not a curated record. The transcript has a single exon. The coding region runs from base 1 to 768 and encodes 255 amino acids. Gene Ontology annotation, molecular function: hydrolase activity. Lineage: Eukaryota; Fungi; Ascomycota; Sordariomycetes; Magnaporthales; Pyriculariaceae.
AUGACCACUGUCAGUGAGUGCUGCGUCACCGGCUUCGCCUGGGAGGGCAAGCCGAUGGGCAAGGUAGAGACGUUGGGCAAGAACUCGACGUACGUGACUGGCACAAACCCAGACGUUGGCCUGCUCAUGAUCCACGACAUUUUCGGGUGGGAGUUCACCAACGCGCAGCUGUUGGCCGACCACGUGGCGCGCGAGGUGGGCGCUACCGUCUACCUGCCCGACUUCUUCCAUGGCACGGGGCCGCCUACCGACAAGCUCCUGGCGGGCAAGUUUGAGGACCUCGAUAUUCCCAAGUUCCUGUCCGAAAACGGACGCGACAAGCGCGAGCCCGAGAUCUUUGAGUGCGCGCGCGCCAUUCGCGCCGAAAAGGGCCACUCGCGCGUCGGCGCCUUUGGCUACUGCUACGGCGGCUGGGCGGCGUUCCGCCUCGCGGCCAAGGAGCACGCCGGCGCGCCGCUCGUCGACUGCAUCUCCAUGGGCCACCCGAGCAUGGUGACGGAGAAGGACGUUGAUGAGUGUGCGGUCCCCGUGCAGGUCCUGGCGCCCGAGCACGACCACGUCUACACGGCCGAGCUCAAGGCCUACACCGUGAAGAAGCUCAUGGAGAACAACAUCGCCUUCCACUACCAGCACUUCCCCAAAGUAGAGCACGGCUGCUUCAUCAGGGGUGACGCCAAAAAGGAGAACGAGAGGGAGGCCCAGCAGGCUGGCAAGGAUGCCGUCGUCUACUGGUUCAAGCAGCACCUGGGUAAGCCCAAGUCGGCUUAA